Messenger RNA from Pieris macdunnoughi, 729 nucleotides. NCBI's taxonomy places the organism in Eukaryota, Metazoa, Arthropoda, Insecta, Lepidoptera, Pieridae. The record is from the annotation of a GenBank genome assembly.
AUGAAUCGAGACAGAGCUAUUAACUUUAAUAGUUGUGAAAUUCACAUUCUUGUCGACUUGGUGUCAAAGGACCGCUACAUAAUUGAGAAUAAGAGAAAUGAUGUCGCCACAAACAAAGAAAAAGAAGCGACUUGGAACAAGUUAUCCAUAAACUUCAAUGCCGUGUCAGGGUUUACACCUAGAACGGCUAAGACACUUAAGUUGAAGUAUGAGAGUCUGAAAAAGGCGAUCAGAAGAAAGAUUUCCAGACAUAUCGAACUAGGCAAUUCGGGAGAGCCGAACCUGUCGGACAUUGAGAAGACAAUUCUUAACAUUUAUUCAAACGGCGUCGAGUCGCGAAAUGAUACUGAGAAUGUCAUAGAAUUCCGAGUGAAAAGUGAAAAUUCUGAUGAAGAUUUGAACGAAAGAAGUUUACUGAAGACGCCCGAGGAUGUUGACUAUGUUAUACCAGAUGUGAUGGACGAUACAACAGUUAUUGAAAACAAACGAAAAUCUAUCUCCAAAGGACAAUCUCAAAAAACAGUCAGGAAGAAAGUUGAUGGCAUCUCCAACAUAUAUUCAUCCAACGUCGCUUCCGCUAAGCUGGAAUUGAUAGAAUUACAGAAGAAUAUAGCGAGUAGGGAGCACGAUUUUGUUCAUGAAGAACAUAAGCUUAAAAUGCAGCAUUUGCUUAACGAGGAAAAAAGAAAACAAGAAAUUCACGAUUUUCUAUUAAGAAAACAAACAUAA